Messenger RNA from Alternaria alternata, 2255 nucleotides. RefSeq names its product dihydroxy-acid and 6-phosphogluconate dehydratase. NCBI's taxonomy places the organism in Eukaryota, Fungi, Ascomycota, Dothideomycetes, Pleosporales, Pleosporaceae. Bases 56 to 1861 code for a protein of 601 amino acids. Gene Ontology annotation, molecular function: dihydroxy-acid dehydratase activity. Gene Ontology annotation, cellular component: mitochondrion. The transcript is spliced from 2 exons. Gene Ontology annotation, biological process: branched-chain amino acid biosynthetic process. The record is from RefSeq and is a predicted model, not a curated record.
GUUUAAAUUAUUAGGAUGAGCAAUCCGCCACGGAACGAGCAGUCAGCCCGCCACAAUGUCUCUCGCACGCUUUGGAGGAGUUCUCGCGCGCGCAAGGUGCUCGCCGCGGCCGCAAUGGCACGCAGCACGUGCACUUUCCAGCUCCGCAGCCCGCACCGCCAAAGCCGACAAAGAGCUCAAUUCGGUCAGCAAGCACAUCACGCAGCCCAAGUCGCAGGGCGCCUCGCAGGCUAUGCUGUACGCCACCGGCAUGAGCGAAACGGACAUGAACAAGGCUCAAGUCGGCAUCUCGUCGGUCUGGUACUCGGGCAACCCGUGCAACAUGCACCUGAUGGACCUGAACCACAAGGUGAAGGAGGGUGUAGAGAGGGCCGGCCUGCUCGGAAUGCAGUUCAACACCAUUGGUGUUAGUGACGGUAUUUCCAUGGGCACAAAGGGCAUGCGCUACUCGCUGCAGUCGCGUGAGAUCAUCGCCGACUCAAUCGAGACAGUCAUGGGCGGCCAGUGGUACGAUGCGAACAUCUCCAUCCCCGGAUGCGACAAGAACAUGCCUGGUGUCAUCAUGGCCAUGGGACGUGUGAACAGGCCUUCGCUCAUGGUGUAUGGCGGUACUAUCCAACCUGGCUGCGCCAAGACCCUCGAGAAUCAGCAGAUCGAUAUCGUUUCCGCUUUCCAGGCGUACGGCCAAUUCAUUACAGGCGAAAUCACCGAAGACCAGCGUUUCGACAUCAUCAGACAUGCCUGCAACGGGCAGGGUGCUUGCGGAGGAAUGUACACAGCAAACACAAUGGCUACUGCGAUUGAGACAAUGGGCAUGUCGCUACCUGGCUCUUCAUCCAACCCGGCCAACUCCAAGGCGAAGAUGCUCGAGUGCUUGGCAGCAGGUGGCGCUAUCAAGAACCUGCUCAGAGAGGACAUCCGACCAAGCGACAUUCUCACGCGUGAAGCGUUCGAGAACGCCAUGGUUGUCAUCAGCAUCACGGGUGGUUCGACCAACGCUGUUCUUCACUUGAUCGCGAUUGCAGACUCGGUUGGCCUCAAGCUCACCAUUGAUGACUUCCAGAGCGUCAGCAACCGCAUUCCGCUCCUGGCAGACCUGAAGCCGUCCGGCAAGUACGUCAUGGCCGAUAUCCACGACAUUGGUGGCACACCUUCGCUCCUCAAAUUCCUGCUCAAGGAAGGUCUCCUUGACGGUAGCCAGAUGACUGUGACUGGCAAGACGCUGAAAGAGAACCUGGAGAACGUUAGAGAUUUCCCCGCUGAGCAGAAGAUCAUCCGACCGCUCAGCGAGCCCCUGAAGUCUACCGGUCAUUUGCAAAUCCUGAGAGGAUCCCUUGCUCCCGGUGGCUGUGUUGGCAAGAUUACUGGUAAGGAGGGUACCAUAUUUACUGGUAAAGCCAAGUGUUACGAUGCCGAGGACGACUUCAUCUCUGCUCUCGAGCGGGGUGAAAUCAAGAAGGGCGAGAAGACCGUUGUUGUCAUCCGGUACGAAGGCCCCAAGGGCGGCCCCGGUAUGCCUGAGAUGCUGAAGCCCAGCUCUGCCAUCAUGGGCGCCGGUCUCGGCAAGGAUGUCGCGCUCAUCACAGACGGCCGCUUCAGUGGCGGCAGUCACGGAUUCUUGAUCGGUCACAUCGUGCCCGAGGCGCAAGAAGGUGGCCCCAUCGGCUUGGUCCAGGACGGUGAUGAGAUCACCAUUGACUCCGAGUCGAAUGAGCUGAACAUUGCUGUUAGCGAGCAAGAACUAGCAGAGAGGAGGAAGAAGUGGACUGCGCCCGCACUGAAGUAUCAGAAGGGUACGCUUUUCAAGUACGCGCGGUUUGUCAAGGACGCUAGCCAGGGCUGCGUUACUGACUCAGAGUAAUCUUUAUGAUUUUACGUCGUUUAUGUCUGCAUGUAUAUGUAUACACUCGGGGUUGGAAAAGUUUCGUUUGGAGUUCAGGCAGACGAUAAUUGUACAUUUGAUCUUUAGUGACUUCCUUGUUCGUUCUGGUUCAAUCAGACUGUCAUCGCUGCGAUGCCACGAGCAUGGUCAUUCGUUAGCGGUAACUCGGCGACAUCCUGGUUUCAAGAUCCUACUAGUACUCUCCCGUUCACCUCUUUCAUCAUGUACCACAAUAGGAACUGCGCUUCUCCGCUGGAAUCUUGCAUCUCCCUGCUUACCGCCUCAGGGAACUCCCUACAGUCAAUCCAGGUCUAGCAAGAACAGCUGCGUUCACCUCACCAGGUUCUUCGAUAAUAUAUCCAUCAUAGCCAAC